Molecule: messenger RNA, 1070 nt
Organism: Scaptodrosophila lebanonensis
Lineage: Eukaryota; Metazoa; Arthropoda; Insecta; Diptera; Drosophilidae
Exons: 6
Coding region: 42-953 (303 amino acids)
Source: RefSeq, a predicted model, not a curated record
UUACUGAGCUCAAAAUAUAAUUCUGUUGAAUUUUCAACAACAUGAGUUCACAUUGGCGUGCGGUCCCGCAGACGGAAGUCUCACGGAUUCUUGGUACUGAGAACAUUGGAUAUACUCAGGAGGAACUGCUCAACUUUCUUUCGAAAUCAAGCAUUCAAACGGAAUGCCAAUUUGCGUUUAAGUCUUUUGACACAUUUAAGGUAGCCAAUAGUUUCAUAGAUGUCGUUCGUAAGCUUCGAUCCUACGACACAAAUCUCAAAGUUCUACGGGACUACUUUGUGGUUUCCAUGAUGAUGUUGAGCAUCAAUCGAGAUGAUUCGCUGGCGCAUCAUAAAUGUAUUUCGCUAGCAAAUGCCGUCUGCAACGUACAACCUGAACUCAUUCCAGAAAACGCUCAGUAUAUUGCACAGUAUAUGAUCCGCAAGUUGAUACUUGGAUCAGGAAAACGUUUGAUGGCCAACAUCAGUUAUAUAGAAUUCGGCCUACCGACCUUUUCGUUGGCCAGCAAGUCGGGUGCAGAUAUCGCCGAUGCUCUCUCAAUACUUAUUCUGACGAAUUUGACUAAUGAAAAAAUCAAAUAUGGAGAAGGAAUUAAACAAAUUUUUAAAGCCAUGCAACUCAUCCUCUGGACCGAGCUCUUGCAGAAAAAUGACCUUGAGGAAAUGUUUAUUAUCAUCCGACUAUUCGUCUUGAUGCUGCAAAAUAAGGAGAGGCGUAACAAGGGCUGGACCAAAGAGACCCAAAUCGAAAUUAUACAAUAUUUUCGGCACCUUCGCCUGCAAAUUCAUUUGACGGUAAAUACUGAUUAUGGUAAAACGCUGGAACGCUAUAUUGCCUUUGCUGUGGAGGCCGGCGCCGAAAACUGCAAAUCUAAUUUCCUUACUGACGUAAAGAUUAAAAGUACCCCUCGGGUAGAAUUCAACUUUCUACAAUCGACUGAAAGUUCGACAUAAAAGGUUGCGUGAUAUUAGUUCUAAAAAAUAGACACAAUCUGAUUGUUAAAUCGCAUUUACGUUGUUAUAAUUCAGUACAAAUUUAUUUACAUUACAAUAAAAGAGGCUCUAAAUGUC